Messenger RNA from Lichtheimia ornata, 1386 nucleotides. RefSeq lists its product as uncharacterized. The record is from RefSeq and is a predicted model, not a curated record. The transcript is spliced from 4 exons. The coding region runs from base 1 to 1386 and encodes 461 amino acids. Gene Ontology annotation, molecular function: methyltransferase activity. Lineage: Eukaryota; Fungi; Mucoromycota; Mucoromycetes; Mucorales; Lichtheimiaceae.
AUGGGCAGUCAACAAUCCCGUCCACGAAGUCCAAGUACCGUCAGCCAAACCAAUACCUAUUAUCCGUCUCAGCAAUCCUCCUCGUGGCACCAUCCUGGUGAUCAACCACCUUACCAUCAACAGCAACGGUCACAGAACCCAUAUCAACGAGAGUAUCCAUUACCAGUGCUGAUGCCAUCUGACGGCCGUGUCAAAGUGCGGAAGAACUCAUCACCUAGCACUACAUCGCAUACCAACAGCAAGCCUGCACGUGCUCGUUUUAAACCUUUGCGUGCAUUCUCCACUUUCCGAUUCGACCACAACCCAGUGUUUUCUCCUCCUCGUCAUACCUCUUCCACCACAGCAGCAGCAUCAACAGCUGGUGGUGGUGGUGCUCCUUCGGAUGGGUUACCAUCGCAACAACAAGCAGCAAAUGAUAUGACAUCAGGUGGUACAACGACAUUGAGUACAGCUGUGCAUCCAUUGGCGGUGAAUGAAGAGCCAACAACAGGUCAGACUAGUAGUUUCAAUAGCAACAACAGUGCCAAUAGUCAUCAAUAUGUGUGGAUAGCUGGUCGCAAGUAUAAUUUGGUGCCAGCAUCAUCGUACAUGCUCCCUUGUGAUGAGGAUGAAGUGAGCCGCUUGCAUCUCUUACAUUUCAUGGUGCGAUUCGCUAUCCAAGGCAACUACCUAGCCCCAGUGAGCGAAGUGUUACGAAAAGGCGCCAAAGUCCUCGACAUGGGAUGUGGCCCAGGCGCAUGGUCCAUGGAGAUUGCAAGCGAAUACCCAAAAUCACAAGUAGUCGGUGUCGACAUUAGCCCAAUGUUCCCCAACGACAUUAAGCCUUCCAAUUGUACAUUCCACCAGCUCAAUCUACACGACGGCUUGCCCUUUGAAGAUGACACAUUUGACUAUAUUUUCAUGCGAUUCAUUGGAAUGGGUAUCAAAGCCGAGCAAUGGGAGUCUGCAUUAACCGAAUUGGCGCGUGUAUUGAAACCAGGUGGUUGGAUCGAAUUGACCGAGGUGGAUGCCGAGCUGUAUCGAGUUGGUCCCAAUACCCGAGAAUUGAAUCAGCAAUUGAUUCAAGUCAUGCAGAUGUUACACAUUGAUCCUUACGCUGGCCGUACUCUCAAGUCAAAACUUGAAAAGAUCAGCUGUUUGACAGAUAUCCAAACUACCUUUAUUUCUUGUCCUGGUGGUCAGUGGGCUGGCAAGCUUGGUCAACUGGCGCUCCAAUCAUGGCAAGCUUAUUAUCAUGCACUUGGUCCCAAGAUAUGUCGAUCAGUCAAUAUGCCGUUCAAAGAAUACGAAGACAAAAUGGAGUCCUGUUGGCGUGAAGCGGAUGAAUACAAGACCUUUGAAAAUGUCCAUUUUGCGUAUGCCCAAAAGAAAGCGGCGCCUGCUUGA